CUUGCCUCAAACCCUCAUCUGCCCGUCCAGCUGCAGGAUGGUUCAAGGCGCACCGAAAGGCUUGCAGAACAAGAAAGGGCAGUCGUCAAGACAGGUGGCCAAGGCGGCGGCGCAGACCAAGAAGGGUAAGCGUUAUGUUGCACCAAAAAAAACGGCCGCAGUGAAGAGUGCGGCGCUGCACAAGGAGCUCAGUGCGAAGAUUAACAAGAGUAUUGAGCAACAGGUCGCUGCUGCUGCCUCAACUGGCAAGCUGACUAUCAUGAAGAAUGUCGCGAUGGAAGGCUUGUCUGAAAAAGACAAGGCCAAAGUCAAGAAGUAAAGUCUUACCCAGCGACCAUACAUGUCCGUCUACAAGGGAUUACAAGACAAAGCAGCAUAUAUGCGUCCAACCACGAAUAAUUGCUGUCUCUUUGCUUUCAAGGCUAGCCGGAUAUCUCUGCUUAUCUAGUUGGAUAGGGCACCCCCAAGAGAUGCUGCCGUGCAUGUGAUGUUGCGUUCGGACUGCGGCGGAAUGGCAACGAAACGAUGCAGAUGCUGCAUUUGCACAAUGCAACGAGCGUGCGCCGGAAUUUGAUCAUGCUGGUGUCUCGACGCCGUUGAAUACGUAGUGAAACCGUGUCGCAGAGGGUAUACUAGUCCGUAGUUGGAAACAUAUCUUGCGUCUGUACCUACAGCAUCCAAACUAUCUCUCUUAACGGCUC
Phanerochaete carnosa HHB-10118-sp is the source of this 701-nucleotide messenger RNA. RefSeq lists its product as uncharacterized. NCBI's taxonomy places the organism in Eukaryota, Fungi, Basidiomycota, Agaricomycetes, Polyporales, Phanerochaetaceae. The transcript has 4 exons. The record is from RefSeq and is a predicted model, not a curated record. Bases 38 to 319 code for a protein of 93 amino acids.